Molecule: messenger RNA, 2220 nt
Organism: Aureobasidium musti
Lineage: Eukaryota; Fungi; Ascomycota; Dothideomycetes; Dothideales; Saccotheciaceae
Source: the annotation of a GenBank genome assembly
AUGGCACCAGGAAUUGCAGACACUGUCAAGGAGGCCAUUACCGGCUCACCUGUCGAAAACGCCAAAGCCGCAGCCAUGAGUGACAAUAUGAAGAACUACAUGGACUCGAACAACAGAAUCACAACGGAUUAUGGCGUCAAGCAGACCAACACCGACGAUUGGCUUAGAGUUGCAUCCGCCGACAAGACUGGCCCUGCACUGCUUGAAGAUCACGCUGGCCGUGAGAAGAUUCACCGUUUUGACCACGAGCGUCGUGUUGUUCACGCCAGAGGCGCUGGCGCCUUUGGUACCUUUAGGCUGUUUGAAAGUGCCUCGGACGUCACUUCUGCUGGUGUUCUGACCGACACCUCGCGUACAACUCCUGUAUUCCUCCGCUUUUCUACCGUCCUGGGAAGCAGAGGCAGUGCGGAUACCGUCAGAGAUGUUCGUGGCUUCGCCGUGAAGUUCUAUACCGAGGAGGGUAACUGGGAUAUUGUCGGCAACGACAUUCCAGUCUUCUUCAUUCAGGAUGCUCUCAAGUUCCCCGAUGUAAUCCACUCUGGCAAGCCCGAGCCUCACAACGAAAUCCCUCAAGCACAAACCGCUCACAACAACUUCUGGGAUUUCCAAUACCUUCAUUCUGAGGCAACCCACAUGUUCAUGUGGGCCAUGUCUGAUAGAGGCAUUCCUCGUUCAUACCGAAUGAUGCAAGGUUUCGGUGUAAACACCUACAAGUUGCUCAACUCCAAGGGAGAGUCUCACCUUGUCAAAUUCCAUUUCACACCUCAUCUUGGUGUGCACAGUUUCGUUUGGGACGAGGCCUUGAAACUGGCUGGUCAAGAUCCCGAUUUCCACCGCAAGGAUCUUUGGACCGCAAUCGAGGGUGGCCAGUACCCCAAGUGGGACUUUGGUAUUCAAACCAUUCCUGAAAGCCAGGCGGACGAUUUCGAUUUCGACCCUCUGGAUGCUACCAAGAUUUGGCCCGAAGAAGAUUUCCCUGUCAGAUACAUUGGAGAACUCGAACUCAAUCGCAACGUACCNCCGAUGAGUACUUCCCUCAGACUGAGCAAGNUUGCCUUCUGUACCGGCCACGUCGUACCUGGAAUUGGCUUCUCAGAUGAUCCUUUGUUGCAAGGCCGCAACUUCUCCUACUCGGAUACCCAACUCACCCGUCUUGGUGUCAACUGGCAGGAGCUGCCCAUCAACAAGCCCAUGUGCCCUGUCAUGAACCAAAACCGAGAUGGAGCUAUGCGCCACAGCAUCACCAAGGGAACCGUAAACUACUGGCCAAACCGCUUCGAAGCUACCAAGCCUGCCACUGCCGAGGAAGGUGGUUACGUGGACUUCCCACAAAAGGUUGCCGGCAUGAAGACUCGUCUGCGCAGCAAGAAGUUCUCCGAACACUACAACCAAGCCCAACUCUUCUACAACUCCAUGUCUGAACACGAGAAGAUGCACAUCAUGAAUGCACUUUCUUUCGAGCUCGAUCACUGUGAUGAUCCAGUCGUGUACAAGCGCAUGGUCGAAAGACUGUGCGAGAUUGACCUCGACCUCGCUCGUGGCGUUGCAGAGCAGGUUGGUGCUGACAUCCCCGAGGAGGCUCGUCGUGUCAACACUGGAAAGCGCUCCAAGAACCUUUCUCAAGAGGACUUCCCUCCCAAGAACUUGACCAUUGCAACGAGAAUGGUGGCCAUUCUGAUUGCGGAUGGCUAUGAUGCCGUUGCUUACAAUGCCGUCAAGGCUGCCCUGGCUGCUCAGGGCGCUCUUCCAUUCACCAUUGCUCCUCGUCGUACACCCAUCUACGCUGCUGGCGAGAGCAAGGAGUCAGGAAAGGGACUCGUUCCUGACCACAACUUGGAAGGUCAACGCAGUACCAUGUAUGAUGCCAUCUUCGUCCCUGGUGGAGCCGACAGCAUCGCCACCCUCCGCAAGAAUGGCCGUGCUCUGCACUACGUGAGAGAAGCCUUUGGUCAUUUGAAGAGCAUCGGUGCCACUGGUGAAGCUGUUGCAUUCGUCAAGGAUGCUUGCCAGCUCCCCGGCGUCACUUUCUCCGAGGGCAAUGAUGUUGUCGACUCUUAUGGUGUCGUUACCGCCGCCCAGACUGAGGUCAAUGGCUUCAAGGAAGCCGUAACCCUUGUCAAGGGCGCAAAAGACUUCACAACUGCCUUCUCGUACGCUAUCUCUCAGCACAAGAACUAUCAGCGUGAGCUUGAUGGUCUGGCAAACAUGGUCGCUUACUAG